AUGGAGGUAGAAAAAUGCUACGAACAUUCCUGCAACAACAGGGGGAAAUUAAAAUUUUAUGAAAAUAAAAAUUCAAAAAAACAAAACACAUUUCCACCUGACAGGGAAGAAAUAGGAAGAGCAUCAUGGCUAAUUUUACAUACCAUAUCCGCAAAUUAUCCGAACGAGCCAACAGAAGAGGAGAAAAUAAAACAUACUAAAUUUUUUUAUGCUUUUUCAAAUUUGUAUCCUUGUCAUAUAUGUAAACUGGACCUAUUUCAAAUUUUGAAAAACUACAAGCUGAAUUGUGAUAAUAAAAUAAGCUUUUCAGAAUUCAUUUUUAACUUGCAUAAUAAGGUGAAUGAAGAGAUAGGAAAGGACAUAUUUCCAUGUGAUGAUAUUCAACAUAUAAUUGAAAGGUACCGGACAGUGGAAUGA
Plasmodium malariae is the source of this 417-nucleotide messenger RNA. RefSeq names its product FAD-linked sulfhydryl oxidase ERV1, putative (gene ERV1). Gene Ontology annotation, molecular function: flavin-dependent sulfhydryl oxidase activity; flavin adenine dinucleotide binding. The record is from RefSeq and is a predicted model, not a curated record. Bases 1 to 417 code for a protein of 138 amino acids. Gene Ontology annotation, cellular component: mitochondrion. NCBI's taxonomy places the organism in Eukaryota, Apicomplexa, Aconoidasida, Haemosporida, Plasmodiidae. The transcript has a single exon.